Molecule: messenger RNA, 3983 nt
Organism: Leptonychotes weddellii (Weddell seal)
Lineage: Eukaryota; Metazoa; Chordata; Mammalia; Carnivora; Phocidae
Source: RefSeq, a predicted model, not a curated record
CUGACCUCACCUCCACAGUCACUGCUUCCAGCACAGUGGCAACACCCACCUACAUCAGCCCAUCUCUCCCCACUGUCCAGAAUACAGACAUAUCAUCCAGUGUCAUCACAACCUCUACCACAGUGCCUGCUACGGCAACCAUGCCCACAAGGACGCACAGCACUCUACCUCCUACCUUUGCUACAGACACCCCAGUUGCAUUUGCAGGCUCCUCUCCCAUGUCUACCAGCAGUACCGGGACCACACAGACAGAGAGUACUACCUCAUAUGCAACAGGCACAGGUACGUGGCACAUAAAUGCUGAAUCCACCCCAGCACCCACUGCCACUGCCACACACACAACAUCCCCGACCACUGGGCUACCCUCCUCUACUACAUUUGCACCAUAUACACGCAAGAUGACGGUCACACCCUCUCAUGCCCCAUCCACCUGGAAGACCACACUAACUCCCACUGGGGGUGUUUGGACGCAGUCUCUCACCACAGAGAUUACUUCUCCUCUUGCAACCACAUCAUCAGUCACUCCCACGAAUACGGUUGAUUCUCUGACAUUUACCUCCUCUACUCCAGUGGCCACCAAUACCUUGACAUCAGCCGUGAGUAUGCAUCUGUCUUCUCCACCUGCCCCAACCACAGAAUCAGUCUCCAGUUCGACCACAGACACUACCCCUUCAUCCACCUCGAUUACUACACUCCUUAGUCCCAGGGCUGCAUCCCCCGCUGUAGUCACAGUGGCCACAACUGACAUCACCACUCCCACCAACACUUCAAGCUCUACCCCGAUCACAGCCACUUCGCCCACUCCCUCUACCCCAGAAACAGCCAUGACUGUUACUACGAUGUUGGUAACAACACCCACCCCCACAGUACCACCCAGUACUUCCUGUGUUUCUCCAACAUUAUCGUUCCCUAGUCUGAGUACAUCUACAAAUGCAAUAACUACUUCUUUUGGUACCAUUAUCUCUUCUUCAAUAUCCACAACAAUAACGUCCUCUUCUCUAUCUUCCACCAGUGUAACUUCAGUGCUCACCACCACCACUACCUCUCUUUCUACAUCCUCACCUCUCUCUAGAAUGGAAAAUACAGGCUCUUCUGCUACUGCUUUCACUACUCCUUUUUCAUCUGAAACUAUAAGAACGUCUCCAGUCACAUCUUCUCUAGAGACCUUUGCUACUGAAACAACCGCCACCUGUUUCAUUUCUUCUACCACCCCAUGUCCAGAAUCUAUAUCAGUUACAAUAGCACCUGCCUCUCCCACUACUUCAUGUAUGGAAAUGGGUCCAAGUAGUGAAGUUACUUCUGUGGCCACCAUCCCAAUGUCAGUGUUUACUUCUACUACUGAGAUGGCCACCUCUCCUGGUUCCACCAGUAUGACAACUGUGUUUCCUAUGCGUACGGACGCUUCUGCUGUUCGGGAAACUCAUCCUACCAACAGCAUAACAGAUGCUCCUAGUUCUAGUUCUGUCAGCACUGGGACUGUCCCCAGUUACACAGUUUUGACAAGCGCUCCAAGACCCACCAGUGGAAACUGGAUGAACACCAAUUCUAUAACCAUCCCACAUAUGCCUGGAUUCACUAGCCUCCCACUGACGACGAAACCAAGCAGUAGCUUUCCACCUGCCAUGGUGACUUCAGUCAAGUCGACUCACUCCACCCCAACCACUACCAAGACUCCAGAAACACCGGCGAUUACCCCUCAGAGUACUACCACCCUUAAGUCACCCAGGACCACUUGGACCACUACUCAGAUGACCACACGGUCUAGGUUGACCACCACGCCAGGCACCUGUGACAAUGGUGGCACCUGGAUGCAGGGCCUCUGCCACUGCCCCUUGGGGUUCUCUGGGGACCACUGUGAGCUCCAGGAGAUCAGGUGCCAGAAUGGGGGUAAAUGGGAUGGCCUCACGUGCCACUGCCCUCGUACCUUCUAUGGCUCCCGUUGCGAGUUUGUGGUGGGACAGGUGGAUCUGGACACUGUGGAUGCCGAAGUGGGCAUGGAGGUGUCUGUUGACCAGGAGUUCUCCCCGGACCUCAAUGACUGCACUUCCACGGCCUACAAAGAUUUCAGUGACACCUUCCGGGAUCAGAUGCAGAAGAUUUACCAAAAUGUGCAGGGGUUCAAGGAUGUGGAGAUCCUGUCAUUGAGGAGUGGCAGCAUUGUGGUGGACUAUCUAGUCCUGCUGUAGUUGCCCUUUAGCCCCCAGCUGGAGAGCGAGUAUGAGAAGAUGAAGUCAGUCCUGAAGGAGGAGCUCCAGAAUGUCAGCCAUAACGGGGACAACUGCCAGAAUAACCAGACCCUGUGUUUUAAGCCUGACUCCAUCAGGGUGAACAAUAACACCAGGAAGGAGCUGACUCUGGAAGCCAUCUGUCGCCGCGCCACUGCCAAAGGCUAUGAGGAUUUCUACUUCCCCUUGGUGGAGGAGAACCGGCUCCCCUGCGUCACCAAAUGCACUUUGGGCGUGGACGGCGCCAUCGACUGUCACCAGGGCCAGUGCCUUGUGGAGAGGAGCGGUCCUGCUUGCCGCUGCUUCUCCACGGACACGCACUGGUUCUUGGGCCCGCGCUGCCAGGUGGCCGUCGCCUGGAGGGCGCUGAUCGGGGGCCUGGCGGGGGUCUGGGCUCUGCUGCUGCUGGGGCUGCUGGCGUCCCUGAGCCUCUUCGUCGCGCGCUCCCGCUCCCGGCGAGGUGGCCAAGGUGGAGGCCGGUCCUGGGAUGAUGACAGGAAAUGGUUCGAGAUCUGGGAUGAGGACACUGUGGGGACUUUUUCAAACUUGGGCUUGGAGGACGACCAAACGGUCAAGGAAGAACACUUCCAGGUGGCCUUGGAGACUGUGGACACCAAUGUGACGGUGCAUAUCCAGAGACCUGAGGUUGGCCUCGUCCUUGCUGCGAGCCCGGCACCUCCCCCUCUACCCUGCCCCAGACAGUGAGAAGAAACCGUCUGAACCACAUCCAUUCCAAGGGAUGGCCCAAGGACUUGGGCAACUCUGUCUCCUGGUUUCCUUGAGCAAACUCAGACCAUCUCCCUGACCCUCAUCCUUCUCCUGACUUGGGUGAAGCUCACCUGGAGACCCAGUUCAAAUCCAGGCUCUUGCACUGUGGGACCUUGGCCAAGUCAGUCACUUCUCUGAACCCUGUUAAGAUGAGUAGGGCAUCCUUGUCCUGAUACCCCGUGCGGUUACUGUGAAAACCAGACGCGCUCUGUCAGAUCUCUGUCCCAAUGCACCUUCCUGUGUCUGCCCUCGUGCUUAUGUGGUCUCUCGCAGAUCCCCAUCCCCACAUCCUUUGGGGGUCUCGGACCUCAGUCUCUAUUCUCCUGUGAGCAUCCCUACACCAGUUCCCCACCUGCACCUGUAAACAUCCUCCUACCUGCUCCUUAUGUAACUCCUUGCUGCACCCCUGGUUCCCACCCUUAGAUCUCCCCCUAGGAACCCACUUCUUAAAUCGCUCCCAGCCCAGCGCCCAGCCCCAAGUCUCCCCCAGUUUGUCGCCUCCCCCACCCUUAUAAUCUCAGCCGUAAAUCCUUAGCACCCCCAUCCCAGGGCCCCAGUCUUAAAUCCUCCCUCCUCCCUCCACACCCCAUUCCCAGCCAGGUAUGGAUGUCCUCUGCCUCUCAGGCCCCCCAGCUGGUGCUUCUCAGGCCCUGGUCCCCCAUUCUGAGGCUCCAUUCCUUCUUCUCGAUUCCAAAGGCCCAGGAUCCCGGUUUUCUGGGGCCUCAAGGAAGAGCAGAAGCAGGGCCCUGAGGUGGAGAAGCUCCCUCAGCCCUUUGUCUUCAUUGCCCUCUCUCCCCCCAUCCCCUACUACCUCACCCUCCCAACACUUCCCCACCGUGCCCCUUUCCUCUCUGGCCUCACCCCCAUCCCCGCAGUAACCUCAGAGGCCAGAAGUCCCCAGCCUUCUUUGCAGGAACAUCUCCUUUGGGGAAGAAAGUCUGCCAGCUUCCAUUGUCCCAUGAGCACAAUAUAGCAUUUAUUGUAGAAGAA